GCGCGCGGGAGGGGCAGGGAGGCGUGCGGAGCCGGAACCGCCCUCCAGCGGCCGGGCGGGCGCACGCCGCGGUCGCAAGCUGCUGACGUGGGCCGGCCGCGAAGGGGGUCGGGGGUGUGUGUGGGUCGCCAUGGCGGUGGAUAUCACGCUGCUGUUCCGGGCCAGCGUCAAGACGGUGAAGACGCGCAACAAGGCGCUGGGAGUGGCAGUGGGCGGCGGGGCUGACGGCAGCCGCGACGAGCUGUUCCGCCGGAGCCCCCGGCCCAAGAGCGACUUCUCCAGCCGGGCGCGGGAAGUGAUUUCGCACAUUGGCAAACUGAGAGACUUUCUCCUGGAACACAGGAAAGAUUAUAUCAAUGCAUAUAGCCAUAUCAUGACUGGGUAUGGGAGGAUGACAGACCCGGAGCGAGACCAGAUCGACCAGGACGCCCAGACGUUCAUGAGGACCUGCUCCGAGGCGAUUCAGCAGCUGCGAACGCAAGCCCACAGGGAGAUCCACUCCCAGCAAGUGAAGGAGCACCGAAGCGCUGUUUUGGAUUUCAUUGAAGAUUACCUAAAAAGAGUAUGUAAACUUUACUCGGAACAAAGAGCCAUCCGGGUUAAACGAGUGGUGGAUAAGAAAAGACUAUCUAAGCUGGAGCCAGAACCGAGGACGAAGACCAAGGAAUCCGUGUCUUCCGAGAAAGUGUCCCAGGAUCCUCCACAAGACUCUGAAGAAAAACUCGUCCCCGAGGAACACCCAGAAAAGGUUCCGGCCGACUCCCAACCUGAAUUGGGCACGUGGGGAGAUGGCAAAGGCGAAGACGAAUUAUCCCCAGAAGAAAUACAAAUGUUUGAACAAGAGAACCAGCGCCUAAUUGGUGAGAUGAACAGCCUGUUUGAUGAAGUGAGGCAAAUCGAAGGGAGAGUGGUUGAAAUUUCCAGGCUCCAAGAAAUCUUCACAGAGAAGGUACUACAACAGGAAGCGGAGAUCGACAGCAUUCACCAGUUAGUCGUAGGGGCAACUGAGAAUAUCAAGGAGGGCAACGAAGACAUCAGAGAGGCCAUUAAAAACAACGCUGGCUUCCGCGUGUGGGUCCUCUUCUUCCUGGUGAUGUGCUCCUUCUCCCUGCUCUUCCUGGACUGGUACGACAGCUAGUCUGCCCCGUUCACGCCUGGCGCGCGGUGCGCCGUCGAGGGGCUCCGGCAUCGGAGCGGGGCUGUGCCCAGAUUAUACCGCAUUUGGGGGGAGGGGGGCCGCGACAGACCUACACACUCUCACAGAAGGGAUGCCCAGACCUGUGGUCUUCAGCCCAUUUAGUAGCUGAAAAAGAAAACGCAGAUUGGAGGUGGUCUGUGUGGCAGUCCCAAGGCAGGGUGGAGGAGAGGGGGGUCGUUGCCGGCGGCACCCUAACAGGAGGCCGAUGUGGAGGGGCUGCCGGAAGCACCGACCUUGCCCUUCCGGUGGCUUUAGGAGAAGUGCUGGGUAAUAACUUCUCACAACAAGUGGUCAUCACUUUGUUUCCUGUGGCUUCUUGUCUGCCUGAGCCAAGUGCUGCAGUCACUGUAUUGUAGAAAACUCACCUUUGCCUCACGGAUCUAAUAAACGCAACUACAGCUACUCAGUGUACCGUCAGUGGGUCCGAAUACAGAAGUCCGGCGGAUGCCUGCCUGUCUGCCUGUCAGGGAAGGCGUGUGGCCACCGGCCCUGGGCACUCACAAGGGACCACCAGGGCCCAGGAGCAUCUGUCCAGAGCAGGAACCUGGCCAGCUGCCCUUGGCCCUGUGCACCCGUCCCUCUAGAAACCAAACAGGGAUGCCUGUUUGCAGCGGGAGGCACCGGGCUUCUGGAGCCACGUCCGUGCCGGCGUUCGCGGGGCCCCCAGCCGCUCCCUGCAAAGCCAGUCUGUGGUGCAGCCACGGGGACCCUUGUGUUCUUUAUUUGCAUGGAGUGAAAUGUCAGAAGUUACAUGUGAAUGCGUUUACCGUCAAUAAAAUGUCUACUAGAAAAUA
This is a messenger RNA of Hyaena hyaena (striped hyena), 1992 nucleotides long. It is a transcript of the gene STX18, whose product is annotated as syntaxin 18. Gene Ontology annotation, cellular component: membrane; SNARE complex; endoplasmic reticulum. NCBI's taxonomy places the organism in Eukaryota, Metazoa, Chordata, Mammalia, Carnivora, Hyaenidae. The transcript has 11 exons. The record is from RefSeq and is a predicted model, not a curated record. Gene Ontology annotation, molecular function: SNAP receptor activity. Bases 131 to 1138 code for a protein of 335 amino acids. Gene Ontology annotation, biological process: intracellular protein transport; retrograde vesicle-mediated transport, Golgi to endoplasmic reticulum.